Messenger RNA from Penicillium brevicompactum, 522 nucleotides. RefSeq lists its product as uncharacterized. The coding region runs from base 1 to 522 and encodes 173 amino acids. The transcript has a single exon. The record is from RefSeq and is a predicted model, not a curated record. NCBI's taxonomy places the organism in Eukaryota, Fungi, Ascomycota, Eurotiomycetes, Eurotiales, Aspergillaceae.
AUGGAGAGCUAUCUGCCCCUCCCAAUAAUCGACCAAUCCAUCGCAUUUCUUGAUGAGAACUCCAAAUACGAGGACAAUGUGAAAGCGUUGAGCUUUGCUCUCAAUCAUGAAUUUCCCCUCACGAUGGGCCAUGGUGUAGCUCCCAAGCAAAAUCGCAAUACCAGCCACCCAGACUUUGUCGUCUAUCGCCUCCAACGUCGUUCUGCGAGGGAUCGAGGCCUUUUCGAUCAUACAUUGGUUCAGGCAAAACGCUCUGAUGGAAGCCUGGAAGACACCAUAGACCAGCUGGUAACAGCACUUGAGAGUGCUAAUUCGGAGCAUGGCCGGUGCUGGGCAAUCAUGGCCAUUGGCGUCACACUGCACUUUUAUGAAUACCAUACACAUCUCCCCGCGAACCACCGACUCAUACAUUGGUGCCCAUCUGGUCAUUCUACCAACAUCUUCCACCUGCGCGAUGAUUCGCGUGUGAUUGAGUCGAUGUUCGAUCAUCUGAGACGAAACAACGAGCCUGCAGCACGAUAG